GGAGGAGGCGGCGGCGGAAGAGGGCGGAGGGUAGUGGGAUGGGGGUCCCGCGGCAGCGCUGAAACUCCGGGUGGGCGUCCAUGGCGCUGCUGCGCUGACAGGGCUGGGGACAGCCUGCCUUCCGCUCUCGCCAGCUCUACGUCCGAGUAGCCGGUCCUUCCCCGGGGAGCCAGUUCCUCCCCGGGCCCCUGAGCCAUGCCCAUCGCGGCCGCCCCGGACGAGCCAGGUGUUAAUUAAUUACUUGCAAGCAAGUAAACAAUGGAGCCAGACAUCAUUCGAAUGUACUCUUCAUCCCCCCCACCACUUGACAAUGGAGCAGAGGAUGAUGAUGAUGAUGAAUUUGGGGAAUUUGGUGGAUUUUCCGAAGUUAGCCCUUCUGGUAUAGGGUUUGUUGACUUUGAUGCACCAGAUUAUACUCGUCCCAAGGAAGAGUUUAUACCUUCAAACCAUUUUAUGCCAAUUCAUGAUUUCUCAGAAAAUGUAGAUAGCCUUACAAGCUUUAAGUCCAUUAAGAAUGGUAAUGAUAAGGAUAUCACUGCUGAACCUCCUAAUCCUAUGAAAGGACAGUCUGAUGUUUUACUUUCUACCACCAGCAAUGAAAUAAUUUCUUUUAAAACUUCAGAUGCUUCCAUUGAUGGUAUGGAAAGUCCAAGAGAUUUAAAUAAAGUAGAACAGAGACAAAAUGUUGGGACAUCUGCAAGUUUCUCUCCAGGAGAUUUUAGAACUGAUACGAACAUUGUUCAUCAAAACAAACAGUUAGAGAGCUGCAAUGGUGAAAAACCUCCUUGUCUGGAGAUUCUAACAAAUGGAUUUGCAGGGUUGGAAACUGUAAAUCCUCAGGGAACAGAUGAUCUGGACAAUGUAGUUAAUUCAAAGGGAAGGAAGCCUCUUAGUACUGAGUACAGUGUAGACUCUGCACCUAAUUCUGCUGACGAAUUUGCAGAUUUUGCCACAUUUUCCAAAAAGGAAAGGAUACAAUUAGAAGAAAUGGGAUGUGCAAUUUUAAAUGAUCGAGAUGCAGUAACAGUUCAGGAAAACAACAAAAUUAACAGAGUCAAUGAACUUAAUUCUGUAAAAGAAAUGCCUUUGGUUAGAAGGUUUGAUGAUAAAGGAGACACUGAGGAAGAGCAACAAAUUUGUGGUUCAGAAACCUGCAAAGUGACUGGUAGAGGUUUCAGUGUUGGGAAAAAAGACCUUCUAACACUGCAAAGGGAUGAUUUUUUUAAUUCAAGUAUUCAAUUAGAGACUUGGAACUUGGGAGAUUCAGCUGAUAAUUCAGAUGCCAUUAGGAGAGAACAAUGUAAAACUGAGGAAAACCUCGAUUUGUUUACUUCUAAAAGUACUGACCUAUGCAUGGAUUCUAGUAAGACUUCUGAUGCUGAUGAAGUUAGUUCUUCCAAAGAAGAAAAUAGCAAGUUUACUAAUUCCCAAAGCCCUCACAUUGAUCUCACUGAAGAAAAUGUUUUGGAUGAAUCUGUAAGUAUAAAAAAUGGUGAUAGUAGUAACGACUUUGUGACUUGCAAUGAUACCAAUGAAGAUGAAUUUGGUGACUUUGGCACAGCCAGUGGCACUACUCCACCUUUUGUUGCUGGUACUCAAGAUUCCAUGAGCGAUGUCACUUUUGAAGAGUCUUCAGAGCACCUUCCACAUUUUAGUGAACCAGGCGAUGAGUUUGGAGAAUUUGAGGAUACAAAUGCUGUUUCUUGCCAAGAGGAAAUGGUAUUUACUGAGUCCAACCCAAAACAGACUUCUGAUGGUUUAUCAGAGGAAUGUCAAUUGGCAAGAAAAUCUAGUGGAACAGGCACUGAACCUGUUUCAAAACUGAAAAAUGAGCAAGAUGGCGAGUUUGGAGAUUUUGAUGGUGUGCCAAAUAUUCAGGAUGACAGCAGUGCUUUUCAAGACUCGGAUGAUUUUGCAGACUUCAGUUCAGCUGGUCCUAGCCAAGUUGUAGGCUGGAAUGCUUUUGAGGAUGAACAGAAAGAUGGUUGUUCUUGGGCUGCUUUUGGAGAUCAGCAAGCUACCGAAUCUCAUCAUCGUAAAGAAGUCUGGCAGUCACAUAGGACAGAUGAAAACACUGAUUUUGUGGGAACCCCUAAGAUGCACAGUGUCCCUAUAGCAGUUUCUAAAGGAACAGUUGCUAGUGGCCAUUUACAGGAGUCAGCCACUUCAGUUCAGUCAGCUUUGUUAAACCGUCUGGAGCGAAUUUUCGAAGCAUGUUUUCCUUCCAUAUCUGUCCCUGAUGCUGAAGAGGAAGUUAUUUCCCUGAAGCACUUGCUGGAAACAAGCACCUUGCCAGUAAAAACAAGAGAGGCCUUAGCUGAAAGUGGAGAACUGCUGGAUGUUUGGACGGAGCUACAGGAUAUCCAUGAUGCACAUGGCUUGAAAUACCAGUGGGGUGGUUCCCACAGCAACAAGAAGCUUUUGUGUUCCUUGGGAAUAGAUACGAGAAACAUUCUCUUCACGGGCAAUAAGAAGCAGCCAGUAAUAGUGCCCAUGUAUGCAGCAGGAUUGGGUAUGUUAGAGCCCACCAAGGAACCAUUGAAACCACUGUCAGCUGCAGAAAAAAUUGCUUCCAUUGGUCAGACAACCACCAUGACACCAGAGAUGAACACGUGUCCAUCUGAUCAGUUCCAGGAGUCUCUACCCCCCGUCCAGUUUGACUGGAGUAGCAGCGGCCUUACUAACCCUUUAGAUGCUAGUGGAGGUUCCACUCUUCUGAACCUUGAUUUCUUUGGGCCCGUGGAUGACAGUAGCUCUAGCAGCAGCACCACAAUCCCAGGUGUGGAUCCAGAGUUGUAUGAAUUAACAACUUCUAAGCUGGAACUUUCCACCUCAAGCCUCAAAGUGACUGAUGCGUUUGCAAGACUCAUGUCCACAGUAGAGAAGACAAGCACAUCUACCAGGAAACCAAAAAGAGAAGAACACUUGAGUGAAGAAGCUGUCAAGGUGAUUGCCAGCCUUCCUGACCUGACAUUCAUGCAUGCCAAGGUGUUGAUGUUCCCUGCCACCUUAACACCUUCUACAAGCUCCCAAGAACAGGCCGACUGAUCACGGGCUGAACUGGACAGUUUCAAAUCCUUUUUCUCUCCUCUUUCCCUUCCAUACCAUCAAAAGCAUACCUGCUCUGAUUAAAAAAAAAAAAUUCAACUUCAGCUGAUUUGUUGGUAAGCCGCACUAGAAAGGUAUACAUAGUAAUGUAUAUUUUAUUUACAUACUGAAGUCCUAAAUUUAUAUUAGAAAAAUGUAAAUAAUCGGGGAUGAACAUUUUUGAAGAUUUAUUCUUUUUGUGUUGCUGGGGUGUAUACAUUUAUGUCUUUGUGAAAUACACUGGUGGUGUCCUUCUUACAAAACUUUUGAAAUAAAAAAAAAAUUUAAAAAACUCAGAUCUCCACUGUCUGAAAUCCCCUUCAGUCUUUUCCAGUUGCAUUGAAUGCCCUCUUACUUUUUCAUGUCACAUGUUGGAUUACUUUUGCUAUCAUAAAUAAGGUCCAAAGUCCCUGGUUAAUUUUUUUUUUAAUUUUGUGUGUGAUGGGUUUGUUUCAGAUCUGGCUUUGGUUAACAUUUUAUGGCUCUUUUUUAAAUCUUUUCAAUCUGGCAUAUUGCUAUUUGACCUUUUGCUAGCUACUUCAUCGAUGGCUCUUUUUGCUAUAGGAUAUGGAUCAUUGUCAGAACUUGAUUGGAGGGGUCAAAGAGAUUGUGUCUGUUUUAAAUCUGUUUGAUUUGAAGAAGGACCAAGUUUUAUGAAUGUCUUACAAUGAAAUUUUCUUGUACUGAUUUUUGUUCUAUUGUACCACUAUUUUUUGAGGAUUUUGCACAGUGUAAAAUGACAUAAUCAUAGAUUGCUAUGGUUUAGGCUGUAUAUACAGUGAAAACUAUGGGUUUUAAAUGUUUGGGGAAAUUCCUAUGGAAAAAAGAGAGACAUGUAGAAGAACCUCUAACAGGGUUAAUGUGCAUGCCCAAGGUCUUUUGAGAUUUCAGUGUGUAAAUUUCCUUUUAGCUUACACAAAAAUAAAAUAAUUUAAAAGAAAUUU
Molecule: messenger RNA, 4031 nt
Organism: Dipodomys spectabilis (banner-tailed kangaroo rat)
Lineage: Eukaryota; Metazoa; Chordata; Mammalia; Rodentia; Heteromyidae
Gene: Aftph
Product: aftiphilin
Exons: 10
Coding region: 259-3048 (929 amino acids)
Biological process (GO): intracellular transport
Cellular component (GO): trans-Golgi network membrane; AP-1 adaptor complex
Molecular function (GO): clathrin binding
Source: RefSeq, a predicted model, not a curated record